Molecule: messenger RNA, 3495 nt
Organism: Adineta ricciae
Lineage: Eukaryota; Metazoa; Rotifera; Eurotatoria; Adinetida; Adinetidae
Source: the annotation of a GenBank genome assembly
AUGGAUAAAGUUCGUGAUAUUCUCGGUUUAUGUCCGCAAUAUAAUAUUCUCUUCGAUCAUCUGACUGUUCGAGAACAUCUGCGAUUAUUUGCUACACUUAAAGGACAUCCAUCCAAUGAUAUUGACAAUGAAAUCAAUCGAAUGGUUGAAGAUUUGAUGCUUACGGACAAAUUGGACACACUUUCAUCAGCUCUCUCCGGUGGUAUGAAGCGCAAGUUGAGUGUUGGUAUUGCAUUGAUCGCUAAUUCUAAAGUGGUUGUUUUGGAUGAACCAACUAGUGGAAUGGAUCCUGCUGCUCGACGAUCAACUUGGGAAAUGCUUCAACGUUUUCGUAUGGAUCGAACGAUUCUUUUCACCACUCAUUUUAUGGAUGAAGCUGAUGUUCUUGGUGAUCGAAUCGCAAUUAUGGGUGAAGGUCGCGUUCGUUGUUGUGGUUCACCAUUUUUCCUAAAGACACGAUAUGGUGUUGGUUUUCACCUGAUCCUAUCAAAAGAUAUGAAUUCUGAUUCUUCGCGCAUUCUUCAAUUAGUUCAAAAACAUAUUCCCCAUGCACAAUUAGAAUCAGCCAUCAGCGCUGAAUGCAAAGUGCUGUUACCACACGGAUCAUCAUCAGCUUUUCCGGCGUUGUUUGAAGACAUCGAAAGAAAUAAAAGCGUCUUACAAAUAUUUAGUAUUGGAUUAUCCGAAACAUCAAUUGAAGAAGUGUUUAUGAAAAUUGUAGAAGAAGAUGAACCGGACGAAAUCGUUACUGUAACUAAUCCACAAAUAAAUCAUUUACCGAUUGCGCAUGACGAUACUCUACAAGAAAUUCCGUCACAAUUUAUUAAUGUUGGACCUCAAAGUGUUUUUGAUAUAGUUAUACUAAAAAAUUCCGGUUUACAACUGUUCUUUCAACAGUUCUAUGCUUUAUUACUCAAACGCAUUAUCAAUUCCUUGAGAAAUUAUCUUGUUCUAUUUUCUGCUCUCUUACCAUUUUUGUUUGUUAUUAUCUCAUUAAUUAUCGAACAACAAAUACCAAAACCAGGCGAUAGUCCAUCACUACUAAUGUCACUUGAUCGAUACGAAGAAAGUCAUGUUCCGUACACGUACGACCGAAUGUCCAACACAACUGUUGAUUUUAUUCGUUCCUAUGAAAAAUAUCUUCAACAAUUACCAAAAGCACCAAAUCUGAUUGACUUAACUGAAAAUAAUACUCGACCCUGUCAGGACGGAACGUCAACUAACGUUACAUCAUAUUUAGCGUGUAUCGGCCAACGAAGUCUACUAGAUUUAUCUGAUCGUUAUCAUAUUGGAGCGAGUGUAACGAUGAAUUCUACUCAAAAUGUACUGAAUAUCAUUGCACUCUUCAAUAAUCAACCUUAUCAUGUUCCACCGUUGACUUUAAAUACCAUUACAAAUGCAUUGUUAAAACAAUAUUCUUCACCAACCAUGAGCAAUAGUACUAUUUAUGUUACUAACCAUCCAUUGCCACGCUCAUUGACAGAAGCAAUCAGCGAUUUUCAAUCUCAACAAUUCUUCGGUUUUCGAAUGGCAUCGAGCAUUGUGUUUGGCUUUGGAUUUUUAAUGGCAGCAUACGCCGUGUUUUUGAUCAAAGAACGGAUCUCCAAAGCGAAACAUUUACAAUUUCUGAGCGGAGCGAAUGGAUUUACAUUUUGGUGUAGUACAUUUCUUUGGGAUUUAAUUUACUACAUUCUCGCAACGGUAUUAAUCAUUUUCAUUUGGGCGAUAUUUUAUUGGGCAGCUGGAUCAGUCAAAGAAGACCUGAAAGUUUAUUUGACUAGUGGUCGAUUAGGAUAUACUAUUUUAUUGUAUAUUCUAUACGGCUUUUCACAUAUUCCAAUGACAUAUUUGAUUUCAUACCUUUUUCAAAUUCCUGCUAGCGGUUUUGCUUGGAUUACAAUCAUUAAUAUAAUAACAAGUCAAGCGACACUUUUGGCAAUUGUGAUUCUUGCUAUUCCACAACUUGAUUUGUUAGAUAUAGCGAAUGCUCUGGAGUGGGUGUUUCUUAUAUUAUUUCCAAAUUUUUGUCUUGGUCAAGGUCUCAAUGAUAUUUAUCAGAAUUCGUUUCUAAAUGAACUCUGCGAACCGUUAAUACCGCUCUGUGCUUUUGUACCAAACCCAUGUUGCAAAGGUAACUGUGGUUCGAAUUGUGUUUCUUACACAAGUAAUUACUUAAGUUGGGAAAAGCCUGGUGUUGGUCGUUUUGUGGUAUUUAUGGUGAUUCAAUCUAUUAUCUGUUUUGCUGCUCUUUUUGCCAUUGACUAUCGACUCUUUUCAAAACUUGCCUAUUGGAUUCGUCAUGGUUUCACAAAUAAUCAAACCUAUGUCGAAUUUGGUAAUAACACCAUUUCAGAUCUUGUACCAGGAGCCGAUCAACUUCGAACGGAAGAGCCAGGCGAUGAUGCUGAUGUUAAAGCCGAAGUUGAACGACUUCAAAGCACAUCACAUUUUGAACUAAUACAAACGGAUGUUCUUGUUCUGAACCAAGUCGAAAAAGUUUACAAUGGAGUGUUUCACGCCGUUGAUCAAAUCUCUAUUGGAGUCAAACAUGGCGAAUGUUUUGGACUAUUAGGUGUCAAUGGAGCUGGGAAAACAACAACAUUUAAAAUGAUCACUGGUGAUGAAACAGUCGAUUCAGGUUCAAUUAUUCUUGAUGGAAUCAAUCUGAAAGAAAAUAUGCGACGCGCUCAACGAUGUAUGGGUUACUGUCCACAAUUCGAUGCUUUGAUUGAUUUGUUAACUGGCGAAGAAACUCUUUACAUGUUUGCACGUUUACGUGGUGUACAAGAACAUUUGAUCUACUUGAUCGUCGAAGCACUAAUAGAUCUGAUGAAUCUGAGAAAACAUGCCAAAAAGCCAGUGUAUGCUUAUAGUGGAGGAAAUAAACGUAAAUUAUCAGCUGCUGUAGCACUGAUUGGUGAUCCGUCAAUUAUUUUUCUCGAUGAACCAACAACAGGAAUGGACCCGAAAGCACGACGACAUUUCUGGAAUGCGAUUGCACAGUGUCGUGAUCAUGGCAAACCAAUUGUGUUAACAAGUCAUUCGAUGGAAGAAUGUGAAGCUUUAUGCACACGUUUAGCCAUCAUGGUCAACGGUAAAUUUAAAUGUUUGGGAAGUAUUCAACAUUUGAAAUCGAAAUUCGGCGCCGGUUAUACAUUGAUGGCUAAAUUAAAUGUAUUCGACGACAAUCGUGUCAAUGGAUUUUAUUCCAUUAUUCGACAACAAUUUCCGCAUAGUGAACUGAAAGAAGCCUACGAAGGUUUUGUACAUAUUCAUGUCAAUGAACCUGAUCUAUCAUUAGCUGCACUUUUUCGUGUUAUUGAAUCAUAUAAACAAACGUACUCAAUUGAAAAUUAUACAGUUAGUCAAACUACAUUAGAACAAGUUUUUCUUAACUUCGCACGAAGUCAACUCGAUCCCGAUGAACUACGCCGUCGACUACGUGGAGAAGCUAGUUACUUAGAUAAAUGCUUUCCAUGUUGUUCAUCACGUUAG